Molecule: messenger RNA, 794 nt
Organism: Magnolia sinica
Lineage: Eukaryota; Viridiplantae; Streptophyta; Magnoliopsida; Magnoliales; Magnoliaceae
Exons: 4
Coding region: 97-537 (146 amino acids)
Source: RefSeq, a predicted model, not a curated record
AUAAUAAUAAUAAAAAAAACAAUCAGGUUGUCUUAGGAUUUUCAAGAAGUUCCUCUACAUCUGGAAGGAAGGAAGGUAGGCUGAAAUCAGCAAGGAAUGGGUGCAACAGCCGAAGGAGCGUUUCUUCACCAUAUUGCCAGAGAAACGCGCAACGUUAAACGCCUUGCUAAAUUCUACCACGAGGUUUUAGGGUUUGAGAGGAUUGAAACCCCCAAAUUCGGCAACUUAGAAGUGAUAUGGAUGAAGCUACCCUCUGCAUCCUUCUCCAUCCAUUUCAUCGAGAGAGAUCCCCAGUCGACGACUCUCGAAGGCCCGUCGGAUUUGACUGCUGAGAUCGAUGCGGCCGAUCCCAAGCAUCUCCCUAGGGGCCAUCAUCUUUGCUUUGCUGUCUCUAACUAUGAUUCCUUAGUUCAGACUCUAAAGGAAAAUGGAGUGAAGAUUUUUGAGAAGACCCAACCAGAUGGCAAAACACGACAGACAUUCUUCUUUGACCCAGAUGGUAAUGGCCUGGAAGUAGGGACUUGGGUACAACCAUGAGCAGGAACCUCCUCAGUCCUCACAUGUAAAACAGAACAAUGUCUACCGUAACUGGCAGCCUGUGUGUUUUGGUUUCGAGUACUGUUGUAUCCACUGUUCUUUAUGCCGCUGACUUCUACUUUCUUUUUCUUAUUGUAGAGGGAUUAUAUGAAUCAUGACCUGCACCGUUAUAAGCAGUAUACGGUGCUACACAGGUUUUUGAAUCUGACAAGUGGGGUCCAUGGACAAUUGCUCUGAUUCAUCCCACUUUUGGAUUA